This is a messenger RNA of Dentiscutata erythropus, 585 nucleotides long. NCBI's taxonomy places the organism in Eukaryota, Fungi, Glomeromycota, Glomeromycetes, Diversisporales, Gigasporaceae. The record is from the annotation of a GenBank genome assembly.
AUGGGUAAAAAGAAACAAAAAUCUCCAAAAUCUGGCAAAUCGCCAAAUACCACAAAUAAUAUUAUAUCACCAACUACAGUGCUAUCGACAGAACAUUCACACCAAACCACCAAUCCAACUUCUACGAUCAAUGCUACCACUUCAACAACCGACACUACUCAUCAGUCUCAUAGUAAUUCUCACCACACUCGUUCUCAGCAUGCAAAAAGCACUGAUCAUAACAAAGAUCCACAACAAAGUAAUGAUAUUGAUCAAGAUAAUGCACAAGAAGAACAAAAGGGAUUUAAAGGGCAAGCUAAAAAGGAUAUGCAAAAUGUUGAAGGAUAUGUGGCAGAACGAGAGGGUGAAGUUAUUGAUGAAGCCAAAUUAGACAAGGCCAUGACGUUUGUAAAUGAAGAGAAACAAAAGCGUAAUGCACAAAAACUUCAAAAGCAAAAAGAUGCAGAAAAAAUCACAGUAUCAAAAGAAGAUAUUGAACUUAUUAUAAAUGAAACGGAAGUAACAAAAGCCAUAGCUGAUAAAUAUUUAAGAGAGAAUAAGGGUAAUGUAGUGGAGGCAUUAAAAGCAAUAGUGAAUGCCUGUUAA